Messenger RNA from Nelumbo nucifera (sacred lotus), 2457 nucleotides. RefSeq names its product heat shock 70 kDa protein-like. The record is from RefSeq and is a predicted model, not a curated record. Gene Ontology annotation, molecular function: ATP binding; ATP-dependent protein folding chaperone. NCBI's taxonomy places the organism in Eukaryota, Viridiplantae, Streptophyta, Magnoliopsida, Proteales, Nelumbonaceae.
UUCUUGAACAUUCAACAUUAACGGCACAAUCUCCAUGACAGGCUUAUAAAUUCCUCGCAAUCUUUCUAUCAAAUUCAGACCGAAAUCAAGAACUCCAAAGCACAAGCGCUCUGUAAAUUUUCGUAGUUUGCUUCUGAAUCCCUCUGUUUGUCUGUUGAUCCUUAGUAGAGACAAGCAAUUCAUCUAGCGCAUUUCCAUUUCAAGGCUAUAAGUUUCGACGAUGGUGGCUAAAACUGAAGGCAAGGCGAUUGGUAUUGAUUUGGGUACCACCUACAGCUGCGUCGGAGUGUGGCAGAAUGACAGGGUCGAGAUCAUCGCCAAUGAUCAGGGUAAUAGGACUACGCCUUCGUAUGUCGCAUUCACCGAUACCGAGAGGUUAAUUGGUGAUGCUGCCAAGAACCAAGUUGCCAUGAACCCCUCCAACACAGUGUUUGAUGCCAAGCGACUCAUUGGUCGGAGGGUUUCUGAUCCGUCUGUACAGAGUGACAUGAAGCUCUGGCCCUUCAAGGUUAUUCCUGGCCCCGGUGAUAAGCCCAUGAUCGUUGUUCAAUUCAAGGGCAAAGAGAAACAUUUCUCCGCUGAGGAGAUUUCGUCCAUGGUCUUGAUCAAGAUGAGGGAGAUUGCCGAGGCGUAUCUGGGUCAGACAGUCAAGAACGCUGUCAUCACUGUGCCGGCCUAUUUCAAUGAUUCGCAGAGGCAGGCGACGAAGGAUGCCGGAGCCAUAUCUGGGCUUAACGUGAUGAGGAUUAUCAAUGAGCCCACGGCAGCUGCUAUUGCUUAUGGUUUGGAUAAGAAGGCUUCGAGGUCUGGUGAAAAGAACGUUCUCAUCUUUGAUUUGGGUGGUGGAACCUUCGACGUUUCCCUGCUGACCAUCGAGGAAGGAAUUUUCGAGGUGAAGGCCACUGCCGGAGAUACCCAUCUCGGGGGUGAGGACUUCGACAACCGUCUUGUCAACCACUUCGUUGCUGAGUUCAAGAGAAAGCACAAGAAAGACAUCAGCAGCAAUGCGAGGGCUCUGCGGCGGUUGAGGACGGCCUGUGAGAGGGCAAAGCGGACUCUGUCUUCCACCACACAGACAACCAUAGAAAUCGAUUCUCUGUACGAGGGUAUCGACUUCUAUGCAACGAUCACUCGAGCCCGGUUUGAAGAAUUGAACAUGGACCUGUUCAGGAAGUGCAUGGAACCGGUGGAGAAGUGCCUCCGGGACUCUAAGAUUGACAAGAGUCAGGUCGAUGACAUCGUCCUUGUUGGUGGGUCAACCAGGAUUCCUAAGGUGCAGCAGCUUUUACAAGAUUUCUUCAAUGGGAAAGAGCUCUGCAAGAGUAUCAACCCAGAUGAGGCCGUGGCAUAUGGAGCUGCCGUCCAGGCUGCAAUUCUUAGCGGAGAAGGCGACCAGAAGGUCCAAGACCUGCUGCUGCUCGAUGUCACUCCUCUCAGCCUCGGUAUCGAGACUGCCGGAGGUGUGAUGACCGUUUUGAUUCCCAGAAACACAACCAUUCCAACGAAGAAGGAGCAGAUAUUCUCGACCUAUGCCGACAAUCAGCCCGGAGUCCUAAUUCAGGUCUACGAAGGUGAGCGCCCAAUGACCAAGGACAACAACCUCCUCGGCAAAUUCGAGCUGAAAGGAAUCCCCCCGGCUCCAAGAGGCGUUCCACAGAUUAAUGUGUGCUUCGACAUUGACGCCAAUGGAAUUCUAAACGUCUCGGCUGAGGACAAGACUGCUGGAGUGAAGAACAAGAUCACAAUCACCAACGACAAGGGGAGGUUGAGCAAAGAGGAGAUAGACAAGAUGGUGAAGGAUGCCGAGCGCUACAAGGCAGAGGACGAGCAAGUGAAGAAGAAGGUGGAGGCAAAGAAUUCAUUUGAGAAUUAUGCGUAUAGCAUGAGGAAUACGAUCAGGGAUGAGAAGUUUGCUGGGAAAUUGAACCCCGCAGAUAAGCAGAAGAUGGAGAAGGCAAUUGAUGAGACGAUGGACUGGCUUGACAAGAAUCAGUUGGCGGAGGUGGAUGAGUUGGAGUACAAACAGAAGGAGUUGGAGGGUUUGUGCAAUCCGAUCGUAGCGAAGAUGUACCAGGGGAGUGGCGGUGACAUGCCUGGAGGUAUGGGUGGUGGUGCCAACAUGCCGGGUGGAGGGUAUGGCUAUGGCCAAAGCAACGGUGGGACUGGUACAGGAGCUGGGCCUAAAAUCGAGGAGGUUGAUUGAAUGCAGUUGAGUUACUUAGGUCUUGGAUUUUGUUGAGAUGAUUAGUUGUUUUUCGUUUUGUCUUCUGGGUUGGACUUUCUUUUUGUAUAUUUGAGAUAUAUUUCUGUAAUUCUGUUGAGUGUAGAGGCACCCAGAGUCAAAGUAGGCUUGUGGAGUUGUGGGUUGGAUGCAGUGAGCUUUGCUCUGGCCUAUCAUUUGAAAUAUCAAAUAUGUAAUGCACAUAAUAAAGGGAAGGAUUUAGUUUCUUUUUCAAA